Prorocentrum cordatum is the source of this 919-nucleotide messenger RNA. The record is from the annotation of a GenBank genome assembly. NCBI's taxonomy places the organism in Eukaryota, Dinophyceae, Prorocentrales, Prorocentraceae.
CCGGAGCCUGCGCGUAGGCGCGGCCAUGCUGAGCGCGGCCAGCGUGGUCCUCGGUCGCCAGGCUCGCCGGGCGCCCUGGACGCGGCGGGGCAGCGCUGGCGCCGCGGGUGGCGCCUCGGCUAUGCAGGCGGUCGCUGCAAACUGCGGCACGUUCGCGGUGGUUCUCCUCUGGGUGCCGAUCUCCUUCGUAUACUUGAUGCACGUCGUUCCCAGUCUGGAGGUUGCGGGCGUGGUCUGCCAGCAGGACGUGUUGACGGAGCUCGUGGGCUGGGCGGUCGUCGUUGCCAUCGUAGUCACCUCCAUCACAUCGCUCGGGAACGCCAGCAUAUCCCAGGACUACGUGCACGGGUUGUUCAGCGCGUCCCUAAUGUUGCCGGUUGCCAGGAUGGGCAUGCAAUUAGUUUUUCACGGCGUGUCUGCUUGCGCGUUCCCUGAGGGGGUCUGGUGUUUCAUAACAAUCUGCGUCACAAUCAGAAUGGCGACCGAAUUCGUGAAGCCGCGCGGGUCUAUUUCCCAGCAGUUGGGCGCUAGUUUGGAGAUGGCCGGGGCCGAGGUGACCAAAGUCAUGGCGGCGUUCAGCACGAUCACAUGGUCGGAUGAGGCCGCGGAUAGCGAUCGGGAGUCCAUGACUUCCGUUGUUUGUUCUAUCUGCUUGGGUGGAUGGGAGAUGGGGGACAGCGUCCAGACUUUGUCAUGCAAUCAUUCUUUCCACGAGCGCUGCUUAAAGAAGUGGUUGACCAUUUCCUGGCAGCAGCGUCAGGUUCUGCCGUGUGCGGUGUGCCGACAAGACGUGCGUUGCGACGGUGGUCCCGCGGGCGUUGAUCGGCCACCACUGUUUGGCGACAGCAUCGCCGUGUCUGCCGUCCCUCACAGUGUGAGUACCUCAGUCGCUCUCCCAGGGGACGCGGACUUUGUCUGA